ACUCAUACGUGUUUCAUCUGCCUUGAACCUGGCGACGUUGUUCCAUGCAGUAUUGAACGAUGCUUAAAGUUCUAUCAUAAAAAAUGCGUUAAAAAGUAUACGGCCGCCAUAUUUGAUGAGGAAGAUGAAUCAACUGAAUCUCCAAGUCGAAACAACAAGGAUUUGAUCUGCCCCCUUCAUUUCUGUGCCUCCUGUGUCGCAUGGAAAAGGCAAUGUCGGUUUUCCAGUCGGGUAAAUUUCGUGUACUGCCUCAAAUGUCCAACUGCCUAUCACCUCGCUGAACAAUGCAUACCAGCCGGUACCCGUGUGCUGAACAAUCGAUUCAUAAUUUGCACGAAUCACAGUGACCCGGAAUUGACUCGAGUCAGUGUCAACUACUGCUUCGUAUGCGGUAAAGGUAAUGCAGAAGUCAUGGGCGCGUUUAGAUGGUGGCCUGCACAAAUUCUUCAUCCAUUGAACAUCCCGGAUAACAUCGAGCGACUCCUGAAUAAGCGCGGCUACAUCGGAGAGUUUGCAGUCUUGUUUUAUGGGACUCAUGAUUACGGUGUGGUGUCGCAGGGCCGCGUCUUUCAGUUUGACCCAGAAGACAAGAACAGCUGUGUCAAAAGAUCUGGUCUCGAUAAGGCUUUCGCUGCUGCUGUCCUCGAAGGCCAGGAAGCACUGAAAAUUAAAACAAUGCAAGAAGACUUUCUUCCGCCAGUUUUCAAGUUUAUUCAAAGCAAUCGAUUCGCCGGGGGAAAGAAGCAACAGUUGUUAGAUCUCAACAACUAUCCCGUUUGUCACUGUGGCAGCAACAAUUCUAGCUAUUGUGAGGAACUUUGUGAAAAUCGAUCGAUGUUAGUCGAGUGCCACCCUAAAUUAUGUCCUAGCGGUGAAAAAUGUCGAAACCAACGAUUCCAGAAGUGUGAAUAUGCCUUUACAAUUCCAUUCAAGACAGCUAACCGUGGCUGGGGAUUACGAGCGCUAGAAGACAUUGCAAAGGUAGAUUUUCACAAAGAACGCCAGAUGGGUAAAUAA
Soboliphyme baturini is the source of this 1017-nucleotide messenger RNA. Lineage: Eukaryota; Metazoa; Nematoda; Enoplea; Dioctophymatida; Soboliphymatidae. The record is from the annotation of a GenBank genome assembly.